This is a messenger RNA of Gryllus bimaculatus (two-spotted cricket), 2484 nucleotides long. The record is from the annotation of a GenBank genome assembly. Lineage: Eukaryota; Metazoa; Arthropoda; Insecta; Orthoptera; Gryllidae.
CAGACCAGAGAGAAUUAUAAAUAAGGGUUAGCCGGCGAGAUAAAAAUGUUCAUUAAUAAGUAAUGGUUUAAUAUCCUGUGAUAAAUACAUGAAGAGCAAACAAAAGUAAUAGUCACGAUGGGAUGCUGAAAACAAAGGCUUCGUAAUUCCCGCGGUACAGCAUAAAGACACUCUUUGUAUUCGGACACCGGGAAGUAGUGGGUCGGAGGGUGCAAUCCGGCGCUAUUGGGGUUGAGAAGCGUGAAAUUUAGUGAAACAUCAUUAAGUACGUCAUUGAUCGAGCCCUGUAUUUUGAGAUACUACGCAUAUACUCUCUGAUCGGGCGUUACCUUGAUUUUUAAGUGUCUGGAACUGAAAAACAUUGAAACUGUGCCAGAGUAACGCCAUUUAUUUCGCCCCGUAGUCCCAUCUCGUCUGCCAGUAAUGUCAGUGGCGUUUGUUCAAAGAGGGAGAGGGCCGCCAAAUGCGGCCCAAAUUCAGAAGAUGUUGGAUGAAAACAGUCAUCUCAUUCAGACAAUUCAAGAGUACCAGAACAAGGGGAAAGUUCAAGAAUGUAUGCAAUAUCAGCAGAUUUUGCAUCGGAACUUGGUGUAUCUUGCUUCCAUAGCUGAUGCCAAUCAAAAUAUUCAAGCUCUUUUACCUCCUCCAGGAGGACCUCAGAUGGGUAUGCAUGGACCAGGAGGGCAAGGAGGUCCCCCAGGUCCUCCAGGACCUCCUCAGGGGCUUGGAGCGGACAUGACUCCUGGAUCACAAGGGCCUAUGCCUGGAUUUGCUCAACAGCAAGGGGUAUAUAGAGGACAAAUGAUGCCUGGGCAGCAAGGAAUUCCUCAACUAGUCUUAUGUCUUGAUAAUAAAUAUGAAUUUCAUUAUGUUCUGCUUCAGGGCCAGGCAUAUGCGCCUCCUGUCCCUCAGCAGCAACAGCAAGGACCCCCUCAGCCACAGGGUGGUUAUGGAGGUGGAGUGCAACCAUCUGGAUAUGGAGGACCUCCUUCUUCGCAACCACAGAGUUACGGAGGGCCACCACCAUCACAGCCCCCAAAUUAUGGCCCGCCUCCUACAACAACAUCUGUGGGAAGCAGCCCUGGUUAUGGUGGACCUGCAGGCUCUCAGCAGCAAACAGGUUAUGGAAGUGGUCCCCCUGGACCAGGUCAGCAACCAGGAUAUGGUCCUCCAAUACCAGGGCAGUCUCAACAAGCAGGAUAUCCACCCAAUUCCACUGCUCAGCCUGGAAGUUAUGGGCCUGGAGGUGGCCAGCCAGCUUACGGAACAUCAAGUUCACAGACAAGUUAUGGAUCUGUAUCACAGUCAUCAACUCAAACAGGUCAGAGUGGUACAUAUAGUAGUGCAAGUGGUGGCCCAGGUAGUAACUCCUACCAACCUCCUAGUCAGCAACAGCAGCCUCCACCUCCCCCACCACAAAGCCAGCCUCAGUCUGGUUACAACAGCAGUAGUUCUCAACAGGGGAGCUAUCCUCCGACAACACAAUCCCAAGGCCAGCAACCACCAUCCCAACAGGGACCUGGAGGCUAUGUCAACCAGGCAAGUCCAGGGCCAGGAUAUGGACCUUCAUCCACAGCUUCCCCACCUUUCACAGGACCUCCACAAACUGCAUAUUCUCAGACUGGCAUUACUACAAUGGCUCCUUCAGCCUCUACCCAGACCUAUCCACAAGGACCUACAAGUUCAACUGGCCAACAGAGCUACCCUCCAUCAUCUCAACCUAGCGGUGGAUAUCCUCCAGCACCCCAGCAACAGAAUGCUAAUCCUCAAGCUGCAUUCCAGCCCCCUCAGUCACAGCCCUCCCCACAAGGCCCGCCUCCGAGUUCGAAUCAGCCACAACCGCCCAGUAGCUAUGGACUUCCUCCUCCUCAGUCUCACCCUGCUACCACACAGACCUAUGUUCCCCAACAAGGACCACAAGGUCAACCCCAGAAUUAUCCUCCUCAGCAUGGCUAUCCAUCUCAUGCUCAACAAGGGUAUGGUCCUCAGUCAUAUCCUCCACCUCCCACUCAGGGAGGAUAUCCACAGUAUCCUCGCCCUCCUCAAAUGCCUCCUCCCGGACCCCAAGGCCCUCCUCCUCAGAGUCAGUAUGGGUAUGAUCAGAGCCGGUUUCCCGGAUACCAGCCACCUCCCCAGUAAUUCAUGUGUAAAGUUAAAGUUGUAUACUUCUGGAUAAUCGGUUGUUUUGUGUUUACAUUUAUUGUACCAAAAAAAUGUUUAACAUAGAAUUAAAUGGUUGUGGAAUUUGUUCCGAUGUAGUUAUUGAGAAUCGACAACACAUAUUCCCUAAAAUAUACUUUUUGUAUUUAUUUUUGAAUCUUUUGUUUGUAUUAUACUGUAUCAAAUUCAGGCAUGUAGGUGUCCUUUUUAAAUAAAUAUUGUGAACAUUUCUGAUGUUUUUGAUUUACUAGAGAAGAGUGGCAGAACUUUGUGGAGAUAUAGUUAACAUGUUCUUAGAACUUAUCAAAAAUAAUACGUUUAAAG